This is a messenger RNA of Wyeomyia smithii (pitcher-plant mosquito), 4340 nucleotides long. RefSeq lists its product as uncharacterized. The record is from RefSeq and is a predicted model, not a curated record. Lineage: Eukaryota; Metazoa; Arthropoda; Insecta; Diptera; Culicidae. The transcript has 4 exons. The coding region runs from base 1091 to 2479 and encodes 462 amino acids.
AAUUAAUUUGUGUUCUGGUAGUUCCAGUUUCGGUGGUCAGAUUUCACUUUCGUUAGCUGAUUUUUUAAGUAAACCGUGGAUCGCUACGCAGUGAGUUUUUUCAAAAACUUUAAAACAUCUGUGAUUUAUCAUUUUGAUUUCAGAUAACCAGGAAAAUGGAUAAGCGUAGAAUAACAAAAAAACGUGAUAUUGCUUACUUAUAUAGCGAAUUAUCAUCCGCAGAGGAGCAACCUAAAAAAGGGAGAAAAAAAGAAGUUUUAAAAAACUGGCAUCUCCAGAGGAAUUUGCAUCACCACGGAAAUUUCCAGAAUUUCCAUUUGCACGAUUAGCCAACAUCGCAAAGUCUUCUGAAAUCCAUCAUGAUGACACGUGUGAAAAAAAUACCGACGAUACGGUGGCGUCUUCGGAGACAGAUGGAGCGAUUCUUAAUCUAACCACGUGUUCAUUGGCAACACCGGGAAACACGCAGAUUUCAGAACGUGACGACAUAGGUUGUGAACUACCUUACGGACCGUCGUCGAGUUCGGACGCGCGUGCUGCACUAUAGUAUAUAUAUACAUUUUUUUUACUACUUAACUUUUUUUUGUACCUCAACAUUUUUUUUUUUUCAUCCAACCGACGACGUGUGGAACGCGCGCAAGCAUUCAAAAGUAGUUUAUUUGUUUUUACUUGAUACGGUCAUUUGUUAACGUCGCGAGUGCAAUGAAGUGCGGUAUCGUAAACUGUGCGCAAGGUGACAAUCGCUACCUCUGGCGUUGUCACGUAAUCUGUAACCGAACAUUUCAUGCUGCGUGCAUAGGUGCACAAAGAAACCACGAGGAAAUCCUGCGGACUUUUAUGCUGCCGCUAUGUCAGGACUGCCAGGAAAAGUUCGUGACCGACCUAAAUCUUAAGGCUCUGACAUCUCAUCUCAGAAAAUAUCGGAAAGACGCUUGAAGUAAACCAUAAGCUGCUUUCAAAUUAUAAAAAUCUCAGCGCGACUCAUGAUAACUUGCUGGAGCAUAUUGAAAAAAGCCUGAAUGAAAUUAAACUUACCAUCACCAACGCCGCGAGCAGCAACAAAGCCAGUGCCGCAGAAAUAAAAAACAAAAUGUCCACACUUCUUGAUACACAUUCGGACACCUCAGCAGCUGUUGAAGCGAUGGCUAAGUCAGCAGCGACAGCAGCAGCAGCAGCAGCUACAAACUCAACGACAGGGUCAAUCAACAAACUACUCGCUACAAUUGAAACCGGUUCAGCGCAGUUUAAUGCUGAUUCUGCUCUUCGUGUAAUUCUCGACGAGGUAAAAUUUGUCUCUGGAGCUAUUACCAGUCUCCAAAUUAAUCAAACUAGCGCAUCACAACAACACAAGUCACUGCAUGAAGAAUUAAAUCAAACUUUGGCAGCUAACAAUAAAGCUACGAAGCCCAUAACGGACCAUUCUUCGCCAGGAUGGCGAUUUUUGGGCAAUAAAUGGCGCUGGAUGCCAGACUGGUCGGAUUAUGAUGCUAGACAACGGACUCGUAGGCUCCAAGAAAAGGCUGCCGAAAAAUCUAGACGAAACAGGAAACGCAGGAGGCGACAAUAUAUUGAAUCGAAAAACUUCAACAACAAUCGAAACCAUACCACCAACAGCAACAGCAACAGUAACAAGACAACGAAUAGUAACUAUAUCAACAACAACCACAAGUUCACACACACUUACCAAAACGACCAGAUCCGUGUCAAUGGAUCGGAUAAACAAUUACUGGCAACCGCCAAAGUUAAAUUUGCCAGACCACCAUCAACUAUUGACCACCCUAUAGCAGGCCUCGCAGUUCCAAAUUUCAUCAACUUCCGGAAGGGUGAAACCAUAAACCCUUACCGUUCAGACAACCAGAACCAACAUAAUAUUGAAUCGCCACCAAAUGAGAACACUACUUCGAAAGCAACAUUAGAAUCGCACCCAACAUCGUGGUCGCUCGAUCCCAUGCGGCCUCCUGUUGUCAACCUAACACAACAAUCAGCUGUUGGAGACGGGCGUUUUCUGAAGGCGCGUUUACGAGAUCCAAAAAUUAUGCACCUUGUACGUCUUUACCUUGCGUACAUGCAUGACAAAGACCCAACGGUUUGCUACGACGGUAUGACGAAAACCAGCAUACAAAUUACUUUGGCAUCAGAGGGACUACCAGUAGCUGCGGAGGAGCUCAGGAAAUUUUUCUUCGAGGUACAUGAAGAAUUCGGCGUACCGAAACAAGCGGCUUCCGAAGACCUUAAUUCUUAUAGUAGACACAUGUUCAACCAGAGGAUUCAAUCCCUGCAACGCGCAAGGGAAAUUAAAAUUCAUAUAUACGGCGUUUUCAAUCAAAAAGAUGCAGACUUCAUCAAGGACUGCGAUAACGAAUCACUGUUGCUUCCUUUAGUAGGAGAUAACGAGGCACUACAGCAAAUUUUCGACACGACCAGUCAGUUAGGAUUAUAUCAAGUAAACGCAAUACGAAAUGAACUGAACUGUUUUUAGGAUCUCUUGUUCACAAACUGCACUGAAGAUUUUAGCGUAGAUAAAGCCGUUGAUCCUCUAUGGAAAAAUGAGAAAUUUCAUACAGCCAUUGAGUAUUCAUUGAACAUAGAUAGCAUUAGAUCACGUCCCAAUGAUAGUGAAUUUGAGUAUGUGUAUGACUUUAAAAAAGCUAAUAUAACAGAAAUCGACCGUAAACUAAGUGUAGUCGACUGGCAAUCACUUUUGCGAGGCAAAGAGGAUAUUGAAAAAGCCGCGAAUACGUUUCUCUCUCUAUUAUACGAAAUUAUAAAUGAUACAGUUCCUAGGACGAAAAAACGCACUAACUUUUGUUUCAAAGAUCCCGUAUGGUACACGCAACAGGUCAAAAACUUGAAAAACAAAAAACAGAAAGCCCAUAAAAUGUACAAACACCAUAAAUGUGAGACCAAUCUGGAACGAUACAAGAACAUAUGCAGCGAACUAGAUGCAGAAAUCUCAUUAGCUUAGAAUUAUAACUCUAGGGUAGAAAGUAAUAUCAAAUCUGAUCCAAAGCAGUUUUACCGUUUUGAAAAGGAAAAAAUGAAAACUAAUAAUUUUCCAUCACGCAUGCAUUUUGAAGGUAACGAAAGUACCGAGUCUCAGCUUAUUUGCAACCAAUUUGCGAAAUUUUUCCAGACCGUUUACAAAAACCCGGAUGAAAAUAGAGAUUUUAACUACUUCACGCAUUUACCUGAAUGUACCAAUAGUGUAUCAGUUCAAAAUAUAACUGUUCAAGAAAUAUUAACAUCAUUAGAAUCCCUAGAUGCAACUAAGGGUGCUGGGCCAGAUGGAAUUCCACCAUCUAUGCUUAAAACAUUUGCUUCUUCUUUUGUAAAACCACUGUUUUGGCUUUUCAAUCUUUCAAUCAAAACAGGUGAAUUUCCUUCCAUGUGGAAAAAAUCAUUUCUCAUCCCGAUCUUUAAGUCAGGUAAACGCUCUGAUAUAAAAAAUUAUCGCGGCAUAGCAAUCAUCUCUUGUAUUCCGAAACUAUUUGAAUCAAUCGUUAAUAAACGAAUUUUCGAACAGGUGAAAAAUAGUAUUACAAUCAACCAACAUGGUUUUUUCAAAGGAAGGUCCACAGCUACUAAUCUAUUAGAAUUCGUUAAUUUCACACUCGCUGCAAUGGAUAGAGGUAACUACGUUGAAACAUUAUAUACCGAUUAUAGUAAAGCUUUCGAUAGAGUCGAUAUAACAUUACUGAUUUUCAAACUAAAACGCAUUGGACUAGAUAACCAACUCGUGAAAUGGAUUGAAUCUUAUUUGACGAACAGAACACAAUUUGUCCGUUUCAAAGGCCAUCUCUUUGAUCCAGUGAAGGUAACAUCUGGAGUUCGGCAAGGAUCACAUUUAGGACCCUUACUAUUCAUUUUGUUCGUUAAUUUUUUUUUCUUCACAUAACAUUUAUUUGACACGGCACAAAUACAAUUUAAUGUUUAACGGCGCCAAUUAUAUCUGAUGACUUAAAAACUAAAGCAAAUUUUUUAUCCUCGCUGCCGACUACGAGCUGAAAUUAAGUCUAACUUAAAACUAGCAUGGGAUUUCCAAUCAGUGUUUUGUUGUUCAAUGGUCGUCUGAUAAUCGUCGAAUGGCAUGUAUGGAUUCGUUCUGCUGAGCCACGAUGUCGUGAGUUGGGACAGAGGCUCGUAGUCCUUGGGUCCUGGUUCUAUUGUGCGGGGUCUGGUUGCUGGUUUUGUGCUUAAGGUUCAAACGUGUUCUUGUCGUUUUGUUGGGUGUAGACGGAGGGGAACGGGACUAGACUGGGGCGUGGAUGGAUUUCAGGAAAACGUAUAUAAGGGACAUGUAGGAUAGGUCACGGCUCGCCAAGACAUCACGAACAGGAACA